Molecule: messenger RNA, 1995 nt
Organism: Anolis sagrei ordinatus
Lineage: Eukaryota; Metazoa; Chordata; Lepidosauria; Squamata; Anolidae
Source: RefSeq, a predicted model, not a curated record
CCUUCCUCCCCUCUCUCAAUAAAGCCGAGGCGGGCGCAGGAGGCGGCAGCCAGUCGUUUGCAACUCUUCCCUGGGAGAGGAGCGGCUUCCUUGCGCGCAGACCAAAGGAGGAGGAGGAGGAGGAAAGAAGAGGAGAAAGAAGAGGAAGUGGAAGUGCAGACUUCUUCAUUCCAAACCGGUCAACUAUGAAUGCUGUUGAUUUGCCUCCCAUAUUUGAAUUUGUGGAAGGAGGGAACCUCACCGAAACCAACCUGACUUGCAACAAUGGAGACUGUAUCACUGUGGACUCCUUAUCAUGCCCAAACAACCUCAAUAAGACUGCCUUGCUCUACACCCUCUCUAUCUUUUAUAUCUUUAUAUUUAUGAUAGGCCUAGUGGCCAACUUUGUGGUUGUCUGGAUGAACUUCCAAGCCAAAACCACCGGCUAUGAAACUCACCUCUACAUCUUCAAUCUGGCUGUCGCUGACCUCUGUGUGCUCAUCACUCUUCCGGUCUGGGUGGUUUCCCUUGUCCAGCAGAGCCAGUGGCAUUUGGGAGAAAUCACCUGCAAAAUUACUCACCUUGUUUUUUCCAUCAACCUCUAUGGGAGCAUCUUCUUCUUAGCCUGCAUGAGUGUGGACCGAUAUCUCUCAGUGGCCUACUUCACAACCUCCAGCAAUAUGAAGAAGAAAAGGAUCCGCCGCUGCAUCUGCAUUUUUGUCUGGCUUUUUGCCUUCUUUGUGUCUCUUCCUGAUACAUACUAUCUGAAAACCAUUUCCAACAACAAUGAAACUUAUUGCCGUCCUGUCUAUCCAGAAGAGAAUGCCAGGGAGUGGUUAGCUGGUAUGGAACUGAGCUCAGUUCUUCUUGGUUUUAUCAUCCCCUUUCCUGUCAUUGCCAUUUUCUACUGCCUCUUUGCGAAAGCCGUAUCAGCCUCUAAUGACCAAGAAAGAAAGAGCAACGGGAAAGUAAUUUUUGCCUAUGUUGUCGUGUUCCUUGUCUGCUGGCUACCAUACCAUAUUGCAGUCUUGCUUGACUUCUUCCUUGCCUUCCACUUCAUACCUUUCAGCUGCCAAAUGGAGAACUUCCUUUACACAGCCCUCCAUGUCACUCAGUGUUUCUCCCUGGUUCACUGUUGCAUCAACCCCAUCCUCUACAAUUUCAUCAACCGAAACUAUAAGUAUGAACUCAUGAAAGCUUUUAUCUUUAAGUACUCCGCUAAAACUGGUCUUACUAAGCUGAUUGACACUUCUAGGGUUUCAGAAAUGGAGUACUCCGCUCUGGACCAAAUCACUAAAUAGCUAUGGCCUUGCACACAAACAAAAAUACGAAGAACUUUUUAUCAUGCUUUGUCUUCAAUAGGACAAUAAAUAUGAUCUGAUGCUAAAGAAAUGGCAAAGGGUGGACAAUGUAAAACUGUGUAGCAAAAGAUGUACUACCAAAAUAUUGCAUUUAAAAUGUUUCAUAUGUUUUAUCGACUGUUAGCUAACCCACACUGCUUUUUGUUUUGUUAGUGAAGAAACAGAGCAGUAAAGAAAGGUCAUAUUGUAAAAUAAGUUAUUUCUUAUUUUAUUAUACCAUAUUUAGGGAUCACAGAGCCUCUUCUCUUUUUACCUUGACUUCACAUUUACAAUGCGUAUUUAAAAAACACAAUACAACUCUAUUUUCUUGCCCUUGCAAUUGUAUUGCAAAAUUAAAGAUAUCUAACCUUAAGUGUAUUGUGUCUAUAUUGACUAUAGAAUGAUGUAGUUUAAAUAUUAGAUUUUCAGUUGACAUGCUACUAUAAGAGCAGAUUGUGUAACAACUGUUAAAUGAAAAUGGCAUAUAUUCUGAUUUUGCCUUGACAGACAUACUUUCUCAAUAUAUAGUUGUAAUAUAAUCUAUAAUAUAUAUAUAAUGCUAAUUAUAGUGUGUUGAUGCUAUGUUAUGUUUAAUGCUCAGUCACUUACAGAUUGUAUUCAAUGUACCAUCUCACUGUUUGUAAAUUAUUUUUUGAAAAUAAAUACUGUUGGAAAA